Candoia aspera is the source of this 4171-nucleotide messenger RNA. RefSeq names its product protein kinase C iota (gene PRKCI). Gene Ontology annotation, cellular component: cytoplasm; nucleus. Bases 34 to 1860 code for a protein of 608 amino acids. Gene Ontology annotation, molecular function: ATP binding; diacylglycerol-dependent serine/threonine kinase activity; protein binding. The transcript is spliced from 18 exons. Lineage: Eukaryota; Metazoa; Chordata; Lepidosauria; Squamata; Candoiidae. The record is from RefSeq and is a predicted model, not a curated record. Gene Ontology annotation, biological process: protein phosphorylation.
GGGCGAUGCGCGGCGAGGCACGGCGGAGGGGCGAUGCCGACUCAGCGCGAGAGCGGCGGCAACAGCGGCGGCACUAGCAUGUCGCACCCUGGCCCGGGAGGCGGUGGCGGUGGCGGUGGCGGCCUUGGUGGCCCUGGGGGGGACAGCGCCCAUCAGGUCCGGGUCAAGGCUUAUUAUAAGGGGGACAUUAUGAUAACCUAUUUUGAACCUUCUAUCUCCUUUGAGGGACUGUGUAAUGAAGUUCGAGACAUGUGCGCCUUUGAUAAUGAACAGUUAUUCACUAUGAAAUGGAUUGACGAAGAAGGGGAUCCAUGUACUGUUUCUUCCCAGCUGGAACUGGAAGAGGCUUUUCGUCUAUAUGAGUUAAAUAAGGAUUCUGAACUUCUAAUACAUGUGUUUCCUUGUGUACCAGAAAGACCUGGAAUGCCCUGUCCAGGAGAAGAUAAAUCUAUUUAUCGUAGAGGUGCGCGGAGAUGGCGAAAGCUCUAUUGUGCGAAUGGUCAUACUUUUCAAGCCAAGCGUUUUAACAGAAGAGCUCAUUGUGCCAUCUGUACUGACCGAAUAUGGGGACUAGGACGCCAGGGAUAUAAAUGCAUUAACUGUAAACUUUUAGUUCAUAAAAAAUGUCACAAACUUGUCAGCAUAGAAUGUGGCCGACAUGCUCUACCACCGGAGCCUAUGGAUCAUUCCUCAGUGCAUUCUGAUAACAUAGAACCAGUGAUUCCAUAUCAUCCUUCGAGUCAUGAAAGUUUGGAUCAUGUUGGUGAAGAAAAGGAGGCAAAGAGUAGAGAAAGUGGCAAAGCAUCUUCCAGUCUAGGUCUCCAAGAUUUUGAUCUACUUCGUGUUAUAGGGAGAGGGAGUUAUGCAAAAGUACUUCUGGUUCGAUUAAAGAAGACAGAGCGCAUUUAUGCAAUGAAAGUUGUGAAAAAAGAAUUAGUUAAUGAUGAUGAGGAUAUUGACUGGGUUCAAACAGAAAAGCAUGUCUUUGAGCAAGCAUCAAAUCAUCCUUUCCUUGUUGGUCUUCAUUCAUGUUUCCAGACAGAAAGCAGGCUAUUUUUUGUUAUUGAAUAUGUGAAUGGAGGAGAUCUCAUGUUUCACAUGCAGCGACAAAGGAAAUUGCCAGAAGAGCAUGCCAGGUUUUACUCUGCAGAAAUCAGUUUAGCUUUAAACUAUCUUCAUGAACGAGGAAUAAUUUAUAGAGACUUGAAACUGGACAAUGUAUUGCUGGAUUCUGAGGGACAUAUCAAGUUGACUGACUAUGGCAUGUGCAAGGAGGGAUUAAGACCUGGAGAUACCACCAGCACUUUCUGUGGCACUCCUAAUUACAUUGCUCCUGAAAUUUUACGUGGAGAAGAUUAUGGAUUUAGUGUGGACUGGUGGGCUUUAGGUGUCCUGAUGUUUGAAAUGAUGGCAGGAAGAUCUCCAUUUGACAUUGUUGGAAGUUCUGAUAAUCCUGAUCAAAAUACAGAAGAUUAUCUUUUCCAAGUUAUUCUGGAGAAGCAAAUUCGUAUCCCACGAUCCCUUUCUGUGAAGGCAGCAAGUGUUCUAAAAAGCUUUUUAAACAAGGAUCCAAAAGAACGUUUAGGAUGCCAUCCUCAAACAGGGUUUGCAGACAUUCAAGGACAUCCAUUUUUUCGUAACGUUGAUUGGGAUCUGAUGGAACAAAAACAAGUUGUUCCUCCAUUUAAGCCAAAUAUUUCUGGAGAAUUUGGUCUGGACAACUUUGAUUCCCAGUUUACCAAUGAACCUGUUCAACUCACACCUGAUGAUGAUGACAUUGUAAAGAAGAUUGAUCAGUCUGAGUUUGAAGGCUUUGAAUAUAUCAAUCCCCUUCUGAUGUCAGCUGAGGAAUGUGUCUGAUCUCCUGUGUCUAACCUGUGCCAUCUUUUUUACUGAUGUUUUUCCUGCAUGGGUGAACAAUGUUUCUGUUGGGAAGCAACUGAUAAAAUGCAUUUGCCAUCUGGAAUGAACUUUAUCACAACGUAUCAUUAACUUGCUGUAAGCUGAAUACUUUUUAUUGAUAUAAAAAGAAAUGAAAGGAUAAUAACAAUUAUACCAAAACUGGAGUCUAACACAAGGUAAUUAUUCUGGCCAGAAGUUGUCUAAUAUGAAAUAAAAGAUUUUGCCAGAUGUUCUGCUUCACUUGUAAUGUUACUUUGUGUUUGAUAGAUUUACUGUUGCAUUAAGUGAUGUUCAGCAAACUGUAUAUAAAGUGUGGUUUUCUGACAACUAGGUUUAGAGACAGUUCAUAAGACUGCAUAUUUUUUGUUCCUCCAUCUUUCAGCUUUACUUAGUCCACUGUCCAAAUUAAACUACUUAUGCUACCAAAUUCAUUUCGAAGACACUGAUUAAAAACUAAUUGCAGAGUAAGAAGUAUCCCCACAUUGAUUAUAGUAAAUGUUAUGUCCACACAAGAUAGGAGUUUGCAUGUAGUAUAAAAAUCUGCUCCCGUUCUGUAAACGUUCUGAAUUUAUUGUGAGUUGGCUUUGUUAUCGCAACCCACUGAAUUUGGUGGGAUUUGCUUCUGAUUAAACUUUCCAAGAAUUACCCUGCUGUGGCACUUGGGACUUUGGAACAUCAUAUUAUCUGCAUUCCUUAAGAAUUACGACUGAAGCCUUCUUAUUUCUAUAGACUAAAUGGAAGUGGUACAGCAUUUCCCGUAACAGUGAUAGAACCAAGGAUAAUAAUGGAUGCAGUGACAUUGAUGGUUCUAUUGUAAAAGAGAAUUUUCUUAUUAAGCACAUGUAUUUCAUUACUUUUAAUUUAAAGAAAUUAAUUAAGAAAUUAAAUUUUAAUUUAAAGAAAAAAAUCAAUUUUUUUAUUCACCUUUGAUACACCUAUGCUAUAUAAACAAGUGCCUUCCUCAGCUUUUUGGUUCAGAAAGUAUAGUGUUAAUUUAAGCAGAAAACUUCAGUAGUUGGGUCUUUUUGAGGAAGCAAAUAGUAGAAAUAGGCAGCUGAUGUUCCCAAAUUAGACCUCAUGCCACUAUUUUCAUAAGCUUAACAGGGACCAUAAAUUACUUAACACAAUAAUUUGGAAAGCUAGUAUACUCCAGCUAAUUUCAAGUUUAAUGCAAAAUAUUGUGAUGGCCCAAACCCAAAUAUAUCAUAUUUAGCUUUCUGUAAUACAAAUCGGGGUGCAUAAGGAGCGAUGAGAGAGAAAGGGGACACCCGCAUAGCCAGUCACAUCAGCCAAGUCAACUUUGGCAAUCAGUGGGGUGACAGAUGUCCCAGCCAGAUCAUCCUCACAAAUACAAAUUACUCUUUUUGUUACUGUGGCAUUUAUUGAACAUUAGUGCAUUAAGGGAACAUUUGCUUAUUUGAAUAGUAUGAAUUAUUUUGUAUUAUUCAAAUAAAAAAAGAAAUUAAUUCAUUCUUGUGCUUUCAUUAGAAUGUUAACAAGCUCUGUCAUAUUUAGGGUUCAUCUGAACAUCAUUCUUUUAGUCCUGGUAAAUUUUAGAUCUGGUGAAUUAUCUUUGAUAAACUUUUGGGGUGGGCAGAGAUUAUUUCCAUGGUAUAAGCUUAAAUGCUUGGCUCCUUCCCUCUUCCUUUUCAGAUUUCUUGAUUACAGCAAAUAAAAUUAGGCUACUUAACAGUGGGCUUGGGACAAAAUGGUUUUCUACCAGAGGUAUAUUGUCUGACUCGCACAAUUCUAGAAUAAAAUUCUAAUAUUCAAGAAUGUUCAGCUUCUAAGCACAAAAUCAAUGCAUUUACAGAUAGAGUUGCUUCCAUUCCCAUCCUGUAAAUGUGUCUGUCUGCCUGUCUGUGUAUGUGUGUAAUAUAUGUUUCAUGUUGUGAUGUCACCUUUAAAAAAGAUUUGAAUAUUUAAAACAAGGGUAUUUUUUGAGGUUUUUUUCAUAUUUGUUUCAGAUAAGCACCACGAUAUUAAAAAGUGUUAAUUUUUAAAUCUUUUUAUUAAAAUGUAGAAGCUAUUUUAAAAUAAUUGAACUAGGAAUUCAGAUAUGGACAGCUAAUGCAGCAUGAUGGGAAAUAACAUUCGUUUUUGUAUGAAAACUGUAUUGGUGGAUGUUUUCACUCAACUAGUUCUGUUCCGUUGCGUGUUUCCUUCUUUUGUUGCCUUUGAUAUUUGUGUAACCAUCUCCCGAAAUUUCUACAUACUUUUUAAACUGUCAUUUUUAAGUUUAAGAAUAAAAAAGCAGGGCUUUUGUUUA